Molecule: messenger RNA, 1526 nt
Organism: Rhizophagus irregularis DAOM 181602=DAOM 197198
Lineage: Eukaryota; Fungi; Glomeromycota; Glomeromycetes; Glomerales; Glomeraceae
Source: RefSeq, a predicted model, not a curated record
AGAAAAGGAUGAUGACACAGAUUUACCGGCUGAUCUUCCUCCAGAUCAAAAGGAUCUUAUUUACCGAGAAAUAGCAUUCUUUCGAGAACGUGCUGCAGCAAGAGAGCGAGAGCGCCAGAGAGAAGAAGAAGAACGAGCAAAUCGUAGAGCUAAAGCUGAAAAAGAAAGAGAGCGUUCACAUGGAAGGGAAAAUAGAGAGAGAGAACGUGAGAGAGAAAGAGAGCGGGAUCGUGAUAGAGAUCGAGAUCGGCAAUAUGGACAUUAUCAUCAACCAGUAAAUUUUGUUCCUGCAAGAGAAUCAAGACGUGAAUCUUAUAUUUUAGACGAUGAAGAAGAGGAACAACGUAGACAAGCUAAAAGAAAAACCGAAAUGGAAAUGGCUUUUAAAGGGGGAAAGACGAUGGCAACAUAGAGAAGAAACAAUGGCAACAAAUCGUGAACGUGAAGCAGAACGAGAUUUAGAUAUUAGAGAAAAACAAAUUCGAGAUCGGGAAAUAAUGGCGAGGAAGUUAGCGGAAUGGGACGAUGACAUUGAAGCUGAUAGAGGUCAAGAAGAAUAUUACAAAGACAGAUCUCGUUGGUGGUUCCAUCGACAACAGUUCAGAGCACGUGAAUUGGCUAUGGAUGAGGCAGAUAGGUUGCGAGAACAGCAGGAAAUUGAGCUUGAGCAACAUCGAUUACAGACGCUUGAGGAAGAAAGAAAACAGCGUGAAGAAGCUAUGGAAGCUGAAUUAAAUAAUGAAAAAGAAAUUUUGACGCUUGCCACAAAUGGUACUUCACAAAAUAAUAGCGUUAAACCAAAGCUAACUCUUAAUCUUGCAUCAAAACGUCGCGCGGCAUUAAUGGCCCCAGCUGAAGAUGAGGAAUUUGACGAUGAAGAAGGUAUUGAAUCAAAACGUAAACGUCGAAUUUUAGUUCCUUUGGAAUAUAGUGAUAAUGAGGACGAUGAAAACAAAACCGAAGAAAGGAAAAAGAAAAUUAAAGAAUUAGUGGCAACUAUACCAACGGAUAAAGAAGGACUUUGGAAUUGGAAUGUUAAAUGGGAGGAAUUAGAUGAGAAUAUUCUUAGCAAAAAGUUACAGCCAUUUGUAAGUAAAAAAAUUGUUGAAUAUCUCGGCGUACAAGAAGAUGAAUUAGUCUCUUUUGUUAUUGAUCAUUUACGUAAUAAAAAGCCAGCUGAAGACUUAACCAAAGAAAUGAUGAUGACUUUAGAUGAGGAAUCCGAGCUAUUUGUAAAGAAGUUAUGGCGUAUGUUAAUUUUUGAAACGGAAAGUAAGACAAGAAAAAUAUAAAAUGAAGAUACAGCUUUUGAAAGGUUUCUAGAAUGGGCUAGAUAAUUCGGAGUAAUUCGAGGCAGUGGCAUACAACACGUAUCCAGAGUUUUUUAAUUUAUAUAUAUUGUCUAUCGGAUUCUUUUCAUUAAAUGUGAUAUUCAAAAAAAUUAAAAAUUAAAUAUAAUAAAAAUUCAUAAUGUAAUUCUUUUUAUCAAUGGAAAUUGUUAAAAUAAUUACUUAAGAGAUCUAUUU